Molecule: messenger RNA, 320 nt
Organism: Meloidogyne enterolobii
Lineage: Eukaryota; Metazoa; Nematoda; Chromadorea; Rhabditida; Meloidogynidae
Source: the annotation of a GenBank genome assembly
UAACUAAAAACAUGUUUUCUUUUCAGCCUUAUAGUCUCCCACCCUUACAAUGUAUUUCAAUUAUCUCUUGUUCCAUGUUUUGUUUUUUCAGUAUUGUAAAAUUACAAAAGCCUAUACAAUAUAUUGGAAAUAUAAUUUUAAUUUUCUCUAAUAUUUUAUUUUCUGUUUUGUGCCAUAUUAUUUGGUUUAAAUUUUUACAAGAUGAUGAGAAAUUUGAUAAUAAUUAUAAACAUUUGGAGGAAGAAGAUGAAGAAAAGGUAGUGAAAAAUGAAAAAAAUUUGCGGAUUAGGAAAAACUUGCGGAAAAUUUUUGCGGAUUAA